Penaeus indicus is the source of this 444-nucleotide messenger RNA. RefSeq lists its product as uncharacterized. Gene Ontology annotation, biological process: synapse organization. Gene Ontology annotation, cellular component: neuron projection membrane. Lineage: Eukaryota; Metazoa; Arthropoda; Malacostraca; Decapoda; Penaeidae. The transcript has 6 exons. Bases 1 to 444 code for a protein of 147 amino acids. The record is from RefSeq and is a predicted model, not a curated record.
AUGUUUUCGCCUCCUGCUGAGAGCCUCUGGCACUGUGCACAGGGCCAGGGAAAUGUCCCAGACCACAGAUCCAAGGGCAAGAAGAAGACCGGCAACUGGAAGCCUCCGGAGUUCGACGAAUCGCUGGCCAACAACAUCACCGUAAUGGAGGGGGAUCCUGCCUCGCUUCCCUGCGUCGUUACCAGACUACGCGGUCGAUCCGUUUCGUGGAUUCGACAGCGGGAUCUCCACGUCAUCUCCGCCAACGAACUGACUUUCACUUCAGAUGACAGAUUCAAGGUGGUGAUCGACAACGCCACAUCGUCCUUCACACUACACGUCGCUGUGGCACUUCGGAAUGACACCGGCGUGUACGAGUGCCAGGUCAACACUCGACCCAAGCUGUCCAGACCCAUCACUCUCACAGUCCAGGUUGUGCUACACCACGACUAUGUGAGCAAGUAA